Diachasma alloeum is the source of this 1162-nucleotide messenger RNA. It is a transcript of the gene Sps1, whose product is annotated as selenide, water dikinase. Gene Ontology annotation, molecular function: selenide, water dikinase activity; ATP binding. Lineage: Eukaryota; Metazoa; Arthropoda; Insecta; Hymenoptera; Braconidae. Gene Ontology annotation, biological process: L-selenocysteine biosynthetic process. Gene Ontology annotation, cellular component: cytoplasm. The record is from RefSeq and is a predicted model, not a curated record.
GUAAAAUUGCUUGUGCCAAUGUCUUAAGCGAUCUAUACGCAAUGGGAGUGACAGAGUGUGACAAUAUGUUGAUGCUACUUGGUGUGAGCACAAAGAUGACCGAGAAAGAACGGGAUGUGGUUGUGCCACUCAUCAUGAGGGGAUUCAAGGACUCUGCUCUGGAGGCAGGGACCACCGUUACAGGUGGACAGACGGUUGUCAAUCCCUGGUGCACCAUUGGAGGUGUCGCCUCCACAGUUUGUCAGCCUAAUGAGUAUAUUGUACCAGAUAAUGCUGUUGUGGGCGACGUUUUGGUCCUCACGAAACCUUUGGGGACUCAGGUUGCAGUGAAUGCACAUCAAUGGUUAGAUCAACCAGACCGUUGGAACAGAAUUAAGCUCGUCGUCAGUGAGGAUGACGUCAGAAAGGCCUAUCAACGAGCUAUGGACAGUAUGGCGAGACUCAACAGAAUAGCUGCACGUUUAAUGCACAAAUACAACGCUCACGGGGCAACAGACGUUACAGGGUUUGGCCUUUUAGGCCACGCCCAGAACCUAGCAAAACACCAAAAGAAUGAAGUGUCCUUCGUGAUUCACAAUUUGCCUGUGAUAGCAAAAAUGGCAGCGGUGGCAAAGGCCUGCGGCAACAUGUUCCAACUUCUCCAGGGUCACUCGGCAGAGACCAGUGGAGGUCUACUGAUCUGCUUACCACGAGAACAGGCUGCAGCUUACUGUAAAGAUAUCGAAAAGCAGGAAGGCUAUCAGGCCUGGAUCAUUGGAAUUGUCGAGAAGGGGAAUCGCACCGCUAGAAUCAUUGAUAAACCUCGAGUUAUCGAAGUCCCUGCAAAAGAAAAAGAUGGAGAACUUUGGUAACGUCGAUGUUGCUCUGACAAAAUUUAUAAUAUUUGUGAAAUUGCCAUUUCUUUGAUCGAUGUCCAUUCUAAAGCGAUCAGAAGCUCAAUUCGUAAUAUUUCAGCUCGAAAAUUCUUAAGAAAAAUUCAAAAGAUGAACGGGAACUAAUUGAAUUGAAAUCAAAUCUGAUUUCAAUUGUAUAAAGUUAUCACUACUUGUCACUUGUUUUUUCCAAAUCUAGGUUUAAAUCUAUGUUUGAACUUUGUGUUGAAAGAAACCAGACUUUCUUGCUGUUCUCUAUAAUACAAUGCUUCUAUUCUUUUAUUGUGAAA